Cynara cardunculus var. scolymus (artichoke) is the source of this 1770-nucleotide messenger RNA. RefSeq names its product probable acyl-activating enzyme 6. Bases 63 to 1712 code for a protein of 549 amino acids. NCBI's taxonomy places the organism in Eukaryota, Viridiplantae, Streptophyta, Magnoliopsida, Asterales, Asteraceae. The record is from RefSeq and is a predicted model, not a curated record. The transcript has a single exon.
CUUAUCAGUUCAGUUCCCCCAAAAACGACCCAAUCAGUUUACAGUCACGGAGAUUGCGAUCGAUGGAUCAGUUCCGGCCAACACCACCCAAUUCUACCCAGCUAACUCCUCUAACCUUUCUUGAUCGAUGCGCCACCGUCUACGGUGACUGCGCUUCCGUCGUCUACGGUGACAUCACAUAUACAUGGAACGAAACUCGAACAAGGUGUCUUCAGCUCGCUUCCUCCAUCUCCAACAUCGGAAUUAAGAGACACCAGGUGGUUUCCGUCGUCGCCCCAAAUGUCCCCGCCAUGUAUGAGCUUUACUUCGCCAUACCCUUGGCCGGAGCUGUCAUCAAUUCCAUUAACACCCGUCUCGAUGCCCGUACGGUUUCUGUCAUCCUCACCCACAGCGAAUCCAAACUUGUUUUUGUUGAUUAUCAGUCGGUUUCUCUCGUCCUUGAUGCAAUUUCUUUGUUUUCCCCAAAUACACAUAAGCCGAUGCUUGUACUCAUCACCGACGACGGACCUCCGCCGCAAUCCAUGACGGAAUUCCGAAGUACUUACGAAAGUAUGGUAGAAAACGGCGAUCCUGGGUUCAACUGGGUUAGACCAGUAUCUGAGUGGGACCCGAUCACGUUGAAUUACACCUCCGGCACGACGUCUUCUCCUAAGGGAGUGGUUCAUUGUCACCGUGGAAUGUUCGUCAUCGCCGUUGACUCUCUCAUUGAGUGGUCUGUUCCGAAACAACCCGUUUACUUAUGGACUCUACCCAUGUUUCAUGCGAAUGGGUGGAGCUACACAUGGGGUAUGGCGGCAGUCGGUGGGACAAAUAUCUGCCUACGCAAAUUCGACGCCACCGUCGUCUAUGAUGCCAUUGAUAAACACGGCGUCACCCACAUGUGUGGUGCUCCGGUUGUCCUCAACAUGUUAUCAAGUAUUCCGAACGUAAAACCCUUAAAGCAGCCGGUUAAGAUCAUGACAGCCGGAGCUCCUCCGCCAGCGGCAGUGUUGGCUAGAGCGGAGUCUCUAGGAUUCAUCAUAAGUCACGGUUACGGUCUGACGGAAACAGGUGGGUUAGUGGUGACCUGCGCGUGGAAGCGUAAGUGGAAUCGACUGCCGGCGACGGAGAGAUCGCGACUAAAAGCAAGACAAGGUGUGAGAUCAAUUGGAUUUACCGACGUGGAUGUAGUCGAUCCCGAAUCAGGAGUGAGUGUGACUCGGGACGGGUCAACCCUGGGGGAAGUGGUGCUACGCGGCGGCUGUAUUAUGUUGGGUUACCUUAGAGAUCCGGAGGGAACCAGAAAGAGCAUGAGAGAAAAUGGAUGGUUCUACACCGGCGACGUGGCGGUGAUGCACCCAGACGGGUAUUUGGAGAUCAAAGACAGAUCGAAAGACGUGAUCAUUAGUGGUGGGGAGAAUUUGAGUAGUGUGGAGGUGGAAUCGGUGUUGUACACACAUCCGGCGGUGAAGGAGGCGGCGGUAGUGGCAAGGGCGGAUGAUUAUUGGGGAGAAACGCCGUGUGCGUUUGUGAGCUUGAAAGCGGAGAUGGUGGGGAAAGUGAAGGAGAAAGAGUUGGGAGAGUAUUGUAGAGGUAAGUUGCCGGGAUAUAUGGUGCCAAAAACGGUGGUGUUUAAAGAAGAGCUGCCGAAAACGUCGACGGGGAAGAUUCAGAAGUUUCUGCUUCGAGAAAUGGCGAGGAGAAUGGAACCUUCAAGAAACAGUCGUAUGUAGAUUUUUGAUAGAUGUUAUAUUUUUAUUUAUGAUCAUCAAUAAUAAUAAUAAUAAUAAU